Messenger RNA from Talaromyces rugulosus, 309 nucleotides. RefSeq lists its product as uncharacterized. The record is from RefSeq and is a predicted model, not a curated record. The transcript has a single exon. The coding region runs from base 1 to 309 and encodes 102 amino acids. NCBI's taxonomy places the organism in Eukaryota, Fungi, Ascomycota, Eurotiomycetes, Eurotiales, Trichocomaceae.
AUGCGGGCACCAUGGGUGGAGGAAGAGGAGGAAGAGGAGGAGGAGAAGGAGAGAGACACCAUGUUGAUUGAUUCGUUGUCCAUGGACAGCAACGAACCCGAUUUUUUCAAUGAUAGGAGUGACGGGAUAGAGAAGACGAUGGAGGAGAUGGCCAUAGGGAGAACAGUUGAUGUAGAUGCCAUAUUUAAUAUUGAGCGCCCCCCAGAGAAUAAAGAGGAAGCUAGCAACAUCACUAUGCUGCCAUUAAGCCCUAUAGAGCAGGCGUGUUUGGAUUUUUGCAUCGAAUUGUUGAACCAGCACAUCACCUGA